AGCCUGCACACCUUGUUCAUGGGACCCACCUUCCAGGCACUGCCCUUGCUCCCUCUCCAAACUUGUCUGCCCCAUUCCUCAGCCUCUCCAGGUCUCAGCUGACCCAGCUGACUGCCAGGACCCAAGAAGUUCCCUCCCCUUCCCCUAUCCCUGCUCCAGGGCAGCUCUGUGCCCCCAGGCUCAGCUCUGGAAAGAGCUCCGCCCCUUCCAGGGAAAGCCUCCUCUCCCUAGGCAGGUUGGCUAGUCCCUCAGUGCACGUGCACACACACAUACACACACACACACACACCACAACCACACCUGCACACACAAGUCACGCAGAGAAUACACUCACUCAGGGUCCUAAGCAGACCCUGCCUCCUGAGUUGCUGCUGCCAUCCUAGCUUGUUCCUCUCACCAGAGUCUCACACCCUGCCAGUGCCUGCAAGAAGACAUGGGAGCAAAAGGGCCUUGGAUUCAACUCCAGAAAUUUCUGGCCUCCUGGCUGGUUGGAGAGCAAGACUGGGACCAGCACCUGGACCAGGUCUACAUGCUGCAGCAGAAGAGGAUAUGGGAGUCUCCACUGCUUCAGGCAGCCAAGGAAAAUGACCUGUGUACACUUAAGAAACUUCUGUUGGAACAAAAUUGUGACUUUCGACAAAGAGGAGCCCUGGGGGAGACGGCACUGCACGUAGCGGCCCUCUAUGACAACCUGGAGGCCGCCAUGGUGCUGAUGGAGGCCGCCCCAGACCUGGUCCAGGAGCCCACUGUGUGUGAGCCUUUUUUAGGUCAGACUGCCCUGCACAUCGCUGUCAUGAACCAGAACGUGAACCUGGUGCGCGCCCUGCUUGCCCACGGGGCCAGCGUCUCUGCCAGAGCCACAGGCACCGCCUUCCAACGCAGUCCCCACAACCUCAUCUACUAUGGGGAGCACCCUUUGUCCUUUGCUGCCUGCGUGGGCAGCGAGGAGAUUGUGCGGCUGCUCAUUGAGCACGGAGCUGACAUUCGGGCCCAGGAUUCUCUGGGAAACACAGUGCUGCACAUCCUCAUCCUGCAGCCCAACAAAACCUUUGCCUGCCAGAUGUACAACCUGCUGCUGUCCUAUGAUGGAGGGGACCACCUGCAGCCCCUGGAGCUCGUGCCCAAUCACCAGGGCCUCACCCCCUUCAAGCUGGCUGGAGUAGAGGGCAACACUGUGAUGUUCCAGCACCUGAUGCAGAGGCGGAAGCACAUCCAAUGGACAUAUGGACCCCUGACAUCCACUCUCUACGACCUCACAGAGAUUGACUCCUGGGGAGAGGAGCUGUCCUUUCUAGAACUUGUGGUCUCCUCCAAGAAGCGGGAGGCUCGCCAGAUCUUGGAACAGACCCCAGUGAAGGAGCUGGUGAGCUUCAAGUGGAAGAAAUAUGGGCAGCCAUACUUCUGUAUCCUGGGUGCCUUGUACAUUCUCUAUAUGAUAUGCUUCACCACAUGUUGUGUCUAUCGCCCCCUCAAGUUCCGUGUUGGCAACCGAACAAAUCCUCGAGAUAACAUCAUCUUCCAACAGAAACUACUACAGGAGGCCUAUGUGACUUACCAGGAUCACAUCCGGCUGGUGGGGGAGCUGGUGACCGUCAUCGGGGCUGUGAUUAUCCUGCUUCUAGAGAUCCCAGACAUUUUCAGAGUUGGUGCCUCUCGCUAUUUUGGACAGACAAUCCUCGGGGGGCCCUUCCAUGUCAUCAUCAUCACCUAUGCCUCCCUGGUGCUGGUGACCAUGGUGAUGCGGCUCACCAACAUGAACGGAGAGGUGGUACCCAUAUCCUUGGCCCUGGUGCUGGGCUGGUGCAGUGUCAUGUACUUUGCUCGAGGAUUCCAGAUGCUGGGUCCCUUCACCAUCAUGAUCCAGAAGAUGAUUUUUGGGGACCUGAUGCGUUUCUGUUGGCUGAUGGCCAUGGUCAUCCUGGGAUUUGCCUCUGCGUUCUGUAUCAUUUUCCAGACAGAGGACCCAGCCAACCUGGGGGAAUUCUCUGACUACCCCACGGCACUGUUCAGCACCUUUGAGCUGUUCCUUACCAUCAUCGAUGGCCCUGCCAACUACAGCGUAGAUCUGCCCUUCAUGUACAACCUCACCUAUGCUGCCUUCGCCAUCAUCGCCACACUGCUCAUGCUCAACUUGUUCAUCGCCAUGAUGGGCGACACCCACUGGAGAGUGGCUCAGGAGCGUGACGAGCUCUGGAGGGCCCAGGUCGUGGCCACCACCGUGAUGCUGGAGAGAAAGAUGCCUCGCUUCCUGUGGCCUCGCUCAGGGAUCUGCGGGUGCGAGUAUGGCCUGGGGGACCGCUGGUUCCUGCGGGUCGAGAACCAUCAUGACCAGAAUCCUUUGCGAGUGCUCCGUUAUGUGGAAGCUUUCAAAUGCUCAGACAAGGAGGAUGGACAGGAGCAGCUGUCUGAGAAACAGCCCUCUGUGACUGAGGUUGGAACUCUAGCCAGAGCCUCUCUGGUUCUUCAAACUCCGUCCCUGUCCAGGACCACAUCUCAAAGCAGCAACAGCCACCGGGGCUGGGAGAUCCUUCGUCGUAACACCCUGGCACACUUGAAUCUUGGACUGGACCUUGGUGAGGGGGAUGGAGAGGAGGUCUACCAUUUUUGAUGAGGAUUCCCUGACUCUUGACCUGACUCCAGGGGGGCCUGGGUGGGGACAGAGAAGGAGAUGCCUGCUGAUGCAAGCGUCUAGCUUUCAUGCCUGUUAGUCACGAGAAGGUGUAGAUGGAACAGUUUCUAAAGGGCCAUACCAUAUUUCACCCAUCACAUCAGCAUCUAUGCAGGUGGGCGAUGGUCAUCGACUGUCCCAUGUAUCUCAUGGGUUCUUGGAAGUCUCACGUCCUGAAAAUGGCGGGUAUCUUUCUGAGCAAAGUUGGACUUGGCAACUAGAGACAUGAGAUAGGGAGGCCAGAUUGAUAUCUGGACCAUCUCUCUUCUGCCCCAGGCAGUCUUCAGAGAGUAGCAAGCAGUGCGGCCUGCCCAGCUCCACAUAGCUCCAUAGGGGAAGAGCUAGGCUUGGCGUAGAACAGUGACCUUUCUUCUUUUCCUGUCUCCCUGCUGGACUCUCUCCCACCUAGCAACCAAACCCCAGCUAUGAAGCUACAAGAAGAAAGCUUCCAUAUCCUUGCGUUCUCUAAAUUUUCUCUUAUUGUGGCUAAGUACAUGUAAUCUAAAAUUCACUAUUUUAAUUAUUUUUUAGAUGUACAUUUCAGUUUCAGGGACUACAUUCACAUCAUUGUACAAAGUUUCAUCAUUUUGCAGAAGUUUAUCAUCAUCAUAGAUGAUAAGCCCACUAAAUAACAACUCCCUUCCAUUUCCUACCCCUGUUUCUAAUAAUUGAUGUUUUACUUGGUGUCCAUGACUUUGACUACUCUAGGUACCUCAUAUAAAUGGAAUCAUGCAGUUAAGUCCUAUCGUAUCACUCUAUCUUCAGUUAGUAUAAUAUUCUCAAGGUUCAUCCAUGCUGAAGCAGGUAUCAGAAUUCCAUUUCUUGUUAAGGUGGAAUGAUAUUUUGUUGUGUAUAUGCACACACAUCCCACAUUUUAUCUCUUCAUGUAUCUAUAAAUAUUCACUUAUUUCUACUUUUGGUUAUUGUAAAUAAUGCUGCUAUGAAAAUGAGUGUAUACAUAUCUGUUCAAGUCCCUGCUUUCAAUUCUUUGGGGCAUAUACCUAGAAAUGGAAUUGUUAGGUCACAUGACAAUUCUAUGCUUACUAUUUUGAGAAUCUGCCAUACUGUUUUCCACCGUGGUCUUCACAUUUGACAUUUCCUCCUAAUGAGAGUGAAAUGGUAUCUCAUUGUAGUUUUAAUUUGCCUUUCCCUAAGUACUAAGGAUAUUGAACAUAUUGACAUGUAUUUAUUUAUGGGACAUUUGUAUAUCAUUGGGAAAAUGUCUAUUCAGUGUCUUUGCCUCAUUUCGAAAUGGGUUUUUUUGUUUUUAUGGUUGUUGUUAAGUUGCCUUAUCUAAUUUCUCUCCUGGUGUGUGUAUGUUUGUUUUUCUUUAAUUUGUUUUACCUAGUUACACAUGACAGUACAGUGAUCUUGACAUAUCAUACAUUUGAAUCAGAUGGGAUAUAAUUUCUCAUGUUUCUGAGUAUACAGGUUGCAGAAUCACAUAGGGGUGGUGAAUAUUGACUUUCUCUGUUUGAAUGGCCCAAUCACUUCUUCUGCCAGACGCUCCCUGCUCUAUCCUUCAGGUGGCUCAUUUGCAGCUAAUCAUCCUUGAGCCUGGAGGCAAAGGCUCCUGCUUUGUAUCCUGAAACUGCCUGGCUCCACACCCAUCUCCCUUUGCCCCUGUGCUGAGUUGUGAAUUGAACAACAAGAAUAAAAGGCUGUCAUCUCUGCCAGGAGGGAAAUUUGGAACCAGGUGUCCAGGUUACAGGAGCUCCUAUAUAAUGUCCCUCUUGUCCCCAGCCCUUACAUCUCAUCUCAGUCCUGUCAUUGCUUCUACCAAAAAAAACAUUACAACUUUAAAAAGAACUGUAGUCUGGAAUAGUAAAGAGGUAAGUGGCAUUUGUGAAACCAUAGCCAGAUUCAUUCAGAUACAUAAGUGCCAAGUUGCACUCCCCAACAGUGAGGGCUCACACCAAAGUUCACAAACACUCUCACACCCACGGGACCUACUGGGCAUGGUGUUUAAAAGUGCUGAGCCAUGGUGAUUCCUCUGUUCUCCUUCAAGUGGAAGCACUUCCAAGCCUCCGGAAAACUGAACUCUCAUCUGUGCUUCAGAUCCAUUUCUCUCUGCAUUUUCAGACACCUGUGCCCAGCGCUGUCUGCUCUCACUCUUCCUAUUUAUGUAUCUCCAGCUUCUCCUCCACUAGCUCAUCAGUAGAUAAACAUGCUGCAUUCUUAAGCACACUCUCUCCACCCCACAUUACUUUCAGCUACCUAUGAUUUCUACUUUCUGUUUAAGGAAAAACUUCUUAAGAUUUGUCUCAUUGUCUGCUGGUCUUCCACUGAUUCCUCAACCCACUGUGCUUUGACCUGGUCUUUUCCAUGCUACUGGUUCUACCCUGGUCUGGGCUAUCUUCCUGGGACCAACUCAUGGAGCCAUCCUGGUUUUGCUUCAACUCUCUGCAGCAUUCAGAUUACAGUUGACUAUCUGCCACUUCCCAUGUUCCUACCCCUCUGGCUGCUUGUCUUCAUUUCCUUAAAUGUCUCUGGUCCACAAGACUCUGUUUCCUCUAUCACCUGGGCAGUGCCACCUCCCUCCAUAGAUUACUACAUGUAAGCUCAUGUCUCACAAGUGCCUAUCUUUGGUUCAGAUCUGUCUCCUGAGCUCCAGGCAUGAACAGCUUCGACGCCAGCUAUUGGACCGCUCCACUUGGAUAUUUUAUAGACCUCUUGAACUCAACAUGUCCCAAACUGAACAGCGUUUCCUCCUCACCAAACCUGCUCCUCCACCAGUGUUCUCAACCAAAUAGGCAGCAGCACAAUAGGCAAAGUUGCCCAAACCAGUAUCUUGGGCAUCAUCCUCAGUAUUUCUGUCUCAAUUCUCAUAUCCAGCACAUCUCAUCUUGUGGAAAUUCUAUUCCUUAAAACAUCUGCUUUGAGAAAUAAUAAUUUUGAUUAGACAGAAAAGUAAACUUUACUGUCUCUGCCUCAGCCCCUUGGCUGUUUCCCUCAGGGAUAUUCACUAUUAAAAGUUUGUUAUUUAUCUUUCCAAAAAUACUUUAAGUGUGCCCAAGCACAGGUGUGUACAUAUUUUCUUAAAAAUAACAUCAUGGGAUAGUCUAUUAGAAAAACAGUUUUUACUUUUCUCAUUUAAUGAAUUUUUAAAGACUAUUCUGUACUGACAUAACAUUUAAAAGUUUCCUUUUUUUUUUUCUGCUUCUUUGUAAAACGGGCCACCAUCAUCUCCCUCCCACAUCAUAGGAGAACAUUCCCAACUGCUCAGGUUGCAUACAGUGUUGGUCUUCCCCAGUCUGGAGUUCCCAGUACAGCCAGAAUGACUUGGUAUGAAGCAGCCCCUGCCUUACACUAUGGUCUUUGGGAAGUGCUGACACCUAGCAACCUCUCCAGCCUUCUUUCUCUUCCUGUGCUGUGUGUCACCAAGAUGAAUUCCUCUCAGUUCCUGAAGAGUAAGUUUGCUUCCUCCUCAUCUUUGUGAUUUAUGGACCUUCCUACCUCUCUGUACUAUUCUCCCUUCCAUCUUUGUAACUUUUUACUCAUCCUUUGGUGUCAACUUAAAGAUAAGACCUUUGGGGUGUGUGUGUGUGUAUGUGUGUGUGCCCACGUGUGCACGUACCAUCUGGAAGAGGAGGGGUAGUCUCUGUCCCCCUAGAUUAAGUUAGAGACCACCUGCUGUUUCCUGUCUAAUAAUUUUUUUUUAUAUUAUGCACCCUACACUAUUCCACUUACUUGUUUAAAUAUCUAUUUUCCUUAGUAAACUACGCACAUCACAAAGGCAAAGAUGGUGCCCAUCCUACUUGCUAUUGUUUUCCCAGAACCUGGCAUAAUUCCUGGUAUUGUGAAAUAAAUAUUCAUUAACUGAA
Messenger RNA from Marmota monax (woodchuck), 6492 nucleotides. It is a transcript of the gene Trpv5, whose product is annotated as transient receptor potential cation channel subfamily V member 5. NCBI's taxonomy places the organism in Eukaryota, Metazoa, Chordata, Mammalia, Rodentia, Sciuridae. Bases 434 to 2608 code for a protein of 724 amino acids. Gene Ontology annotation, biological process: calcium ion import across plasma membrane. Gene Ontology annotation, molecular function: protein binding; calcium channel activity. The transcript is spliced from 15 exons. The record is from RefSeq and is a predicted model, not a curated record. Gene Ontology annotation, cellular component: membrane.